This is a messenger RNA of Anopheles aquasalis, 3186 nucleotides long. It is a transcript of the gene IntS8, whose product is annotated as integrator complex subunit 8. NCBI's taxonomy places the organism in Eukaryota, Metazoa, Arthropoda, Insecta, Diptera, Culicidae. The record is from RefSeq and is a predicted model, not a curated record. Gene Ontology annotation, cellular component: integrator complex. Gene Ontology annotation, biological process: snRNA 3'-end processing.
CGGCAGCCACUAACUUUUGUGUUCUUUUCGUGGUUUUUUGGUGGUUUUUUGGCGAAACCGGCAGCCGAAUUGACCGGAAAUGGACCUCUUGAAACCCCGGACGGUGCCCCUGUCGGAGGAGACGAUACUGUGGUUUGAGUUUCUUCUAAAACCGGCUCUUUUGACCAAACACCUCAGCAAACCAAAUCCCGAUCCUUCACCGACCGCGCUGAUCACCCAGUUUCUUUCCAUCGUACCGGAAGGGCAAAAUCCGCACGAACCCAGCAGCGUAAUAUCGACCCCGACGGCCGGAGAACCGUCUGAGGCUGCCGGCAAACUGUUGCCGCCGGCCGAUGGACUCAGAUACACGAAAAAGCAGCUCGCACUCAAGAUUCUGGCCCUCAAAGUGGCCGCCUUUAUACGGUGGGAUUUGGAUCAGCUUGAGCGCAGUCUUACCGUGGCCCGCCAGGUGCAGUUGCUGGGAGAUUUGUGCAGCAUCAUGGCCGGGAAGAUGGUUGUGUUGCCGUUGUCGCUCGUACACGAACCACCGUCUGCCGGUGUAGAUGGAUCCAAGCAUGCUCUAACGUUCGCUCUCGCACUCUACCAUCGCUGGGUACUACGGGCUCAGGUGCUCCGUGCAGCCGUAAUCAAAACUGCCAAACCAUUCGUCGGCCAUUCUCAAUCAGUUACGGAUCCAGCAACGUUUACGCUCCGCGACGAGUCCUCUCUGUCGGCACUGGAACCCUUCACGCAGCACAGUAUCGACUUUCUCACGCAGCUGGUACAGGAACCGCAAGCAUUCCGCGUUCUCACGUAUGAUUCCUUCGUUCCGCUCGAUGCGAAUGCGGCCAACAUACAUCAGCGGUUCGAUUCUGCCCUCCCAAUUCGUCCCUGUGAGCUGCGGGCACAGAUUCACUACGAUCUCUGCAUGUACUAUCUGUACGUGCAGCGGUACGAGCUGGCACGCCAGAACGUGUUGCUGUGCAAGGAAAACUUUACCGAGUGGCGACGGGAGGCCGAGCAGGACGGUGCACGUGCCCUUUACUGUACGGUUGAUGUGGAUGCCCUUCAGGCGUACCUGCUGGCGUGCGGGGUCACCGGUGAACCGGAUGGGCUGUUGCAGCGACUGCAUGAAUCCAUUCUGAACCACUACUCCGACAUCGUGGUCAUUCUGAAGGAAGAUAACAUCCGGCGUGAGAUUCCGAUGACUCAGCGGAAGCUACUUGAGCUAAACAUCGAGGGAUACAAUGCGAUCGGUAGCACGGAUGGUAAUCCGGUCGAACAGAAGGAACUUGAACUGGCCGUCGUUGCGCUUAACAUCAUCCGGUACGUGAUGGAUGGCGAAAACAUACUGAGCUGCAAUGUGGCCUUGCAGAAGUACAAGAACCAGCAGGCGAAGCUGAUCGAGUCACUGUUCCAGUACGCGGACGAACAGUUUGACCAGUUCGGGCAAGCGGAUCAAGCGCUGCUCCGUCGCUACUUCUUCGGCCUCGUAACGUUAUACGGUGCUGAGCUUGGGAACGCGAUCGAGGGCUUCGUGCGCACGUACCCGAAGAUAGUGUCAGAGCAGGAGCUGCAGGACUACCGGCAGCAGCGCUCCGAGCCCGAUACUCAGCUGUCUGGCAUUGCGGUGCAGACCGAUUGGACGAUUCCGGAAACGAAAAAUGUCCGCUUAGAUGUAGGUCAGUUGGAACGCCAGCUCAUUUCCUGUACCUCGGCCAGUGCGGUGCGCAAGCUGCUGGUUAAACUGGCCGGUACGAAUCCCUCGAAGCCACUGUUCACCAUCAACCCCAGCUGGACGGUACCGUAUGCGCUCGAGCAGAUACUGAUACCGUUGCAGCGGGGCUUUCUGCAGGACUUUGCCUACAUUCUCAUCGGCAAAGCGCGUGAGCUGACGGCACGCAAGGACUACAGUACGGCCGUAACGUUGCUGACCGUGCUGAAGAACGAAACACAACGCCCUGAACUAGCCGGCAAUCCACUCGUGGCCAAGCUCGGCAAAAUGGUGGCCUGGGAGGGCGUUCUGGUUCAGGUGCAGCAAGUGCUGGAGGAGUGGCCCCGUAAACCGACCGAUCAACAGGCACUGAUACGUAGCUGUAAGCAGUGCCUGAACUCACUGCUUGCCAGUGGCACAGGGGAACUGGUUCCCCACGCUAAGGUGAUCGAACACUGUGCCGCCCUGCUGCUAAACUGUAACGAAUGGAAUGCCUUGCAACUGCAGCCGGAUAAGCGAUACCCGGGACUGGAACUGUGCUCGGCACUGGCACAAGCAUUCCUCGACAUCGAAAAGUUCAAAGGCACCAAAAAGACAAGCCGUGAAGCCUGGGAACUGGUGCUACCCAUGUUUCUCAAUCCACCAGGGUCAAGACAACGGCAGCUGCCCUCUGAUGGCCCACUGGUACAACUGAUCGUAAAGCUACGAGAUCCACUCGUCAUCUCGCUUCUGCUUUCGCUACUUUCGCGGAUCCACAACAUACUGAAAGAUGAAACGAACCUCGACAUCAGUGCCGAGUAUCUGUUCCUGUGGCCUAGCAAUCUGAACAAUACCUCAAUCUACAACCUGAAGCUGGUAUCGGAAGCACUUCAUCUGCUACUUAACCAAGCGCUCCGUUACUAUCCGAACAACAUCCCUUGGAUCAAGCUGAAGGGUGAUCUGGAGUACGUGAGCAACAAUCACGAGGCGGCCAUGCGUUGCUACGUUACGGUGCUCAUCUCCGGUACCGAAUACUGUACGGUGCAUGCGCAGCGGCCACUGCUAGACGAUGUGCUGGUUCGGCGCAUGAUCAAGUGCAGCUCAAACCUGGGCUGCUUCGUGCAGGCCGCCGUCAUGUGCCAGUUCUUCGAUGAACCGGAUUAUGGGCUCGCCUUCAAAAGCAUCAGCGAGAAAGCGGCCAACAGUGCGGAUGCGAUGGAUUCGUACUACAGCUGCAUCUGGGAUCCAACGCUACUCGAGUUCAUCGUCAACUGGCACCAGAAAAAGGGCGAACAUAUGCGCCGUCUGCAAGCUAGCUCGUUCCUUGCCCAGCUGGAGCUGAACGCAAACAGUAACGAUGAGAUCAAGCGAGAGGCCGCCGCCGUACGGAAGAAUCGCUUUCUACGAUCCCUGGCCAAGCAGUACAUGUGUUAAACGCGGCAGAGGGGGCAGUAUUUACAAAAAUUAUUCUUUUUUUUAUUAUUAUAAAUCCGAUAACUCAUUGCUUAUCUCAA